Messenger RNA from Haliotis rufescens (red abalone), 4862 nucleotides. RefSeq lists its product as uncharacterized. The transcript has 6 exons. Bases 232 to 564 code for a protein of 110 amino acids. Lineage: Eukaryota; Metazoa; Mollusca; Gastropoda; Lepetellida; Haliotidae. The record is from RefSeq and is a predicted model, not a curated record.
UUUAAAAUUCUGUUCUCGGGGAAGCGGGAGUUCUCUGUUGAGGGGGAAUACUUGCCCAUUGCUCGACCAGACAAACACAUCCGCGCUGCUGAAGACAUUGCGAGGAACACUGACACAGAAGGCUGGGUCAAGUUCUCUGGCACCUUUACUGGGAUCAACAGCUUCCCGGGUGGAUUCUACAGGGGGGAGGGGUCGCCUGGGGGGUUACUCUGGGGUCAGGAUGGCGCUGGUAUGAACAUGUAUCUAGAGAAACAGACAAGCAAGAUAUCCUACCUAAAAUGGAUGCUGGGCAUUUCUAGAAGAGAAGGCGACCUGAACGUGCUGCAGUGCAAUGCUGAUCAUAUCGAGGAGCACUAUGUGAGGGCGUUCAGGUUCCGUCUGACGACGUCCGACUCUGCCAGGGAGGCACAUGGCGAGGCUUGCAGUCCCACUGAGGACAUGAGAAGAGAACUCCAGCAUUUGGUCUUUCUGGACGGGGAGGUCCGACACAUGGAAACCUUAUCAAUGGAUGUCAGGAUUCUGCGAAAUGUCACAGAAUUCUUUUGUGCAAAGCCUACUGCCUAGAUACCAUUAUCACGCUGAAUGCAGUGAAUAAGUGACACGUUUCUGACGACGAAAGGGGCAUUACAUGCUGUGCCUGGACCUAUGUAUGAUAUCAUCCCUGUAGGCUCACAAUGAUCCAUCGCUUCAAGAUCAACAGACAUGCGAGAGUGGAUGAAUCUGUAAGAAAACAUGAACAACAUAUUGCAGAAGAACAUCAUUAAUGUUUUGAACGUGAUAUCAGUUUGUGUUUGAACAAGUGUGGUACAUGCUUCUGUUACGGAAUUGAGAUCUACUUAUUCUUUCCUGCAUGUGUGUUUCUGUACUCUGUUUCAGGAACGGCCCUUCCCACGAGGAAUGUGACAAAGCAAUAGUCAGCCAGCAAAAUAAUUUGUGAUAGAUAGAGAUAGAGAGACAGAUAGAGAGAGAUUUAUCAUAAAAAAAUGUCUUCCUAAUUUUUUAAGAACGCCAUCAUUUGUCUGUUUAAAGAGUAAUGUGUAUAUUCAAGGCCCUUAUCGUCACCUUAUCUUCAUCAUUGUAUCUUCCAAAUAGUCCAGCGGAUUAUGCCAUAUUAUUCAAAAUUCGUGCACUUUGUGGUAAAAGCAUGAAAUUUGGCAUCAAUAUACAUAAUACCAAUACGGCUAAAUUUAGAUAUAGUGCCAUCGUUGACUUGACCUCAUGCGACCUUGGCGGCUAUUCUUUGCAACUAAAAUAGCUGGAGCCAUAAUAUUGGUGUGUAAAUAAAUGUGUUUUAUCUCCAAGUAAGUUGAAAACCUCGUUGAGUGUGUUAACCCUUGAUAAUUGGAAAUAUUCCUAAUAAUAUGGCAUCAACGCGUAUGGCGGGCGACUCUCCUAUCGGUCACUGAAGAAGUAUAACCCAUCCAAGAUAAGCAUAUUGGGAGUGUUUGUUAAAUUGUCUCCGCUGUUAAGGGUUAAAAAUACCUAAUACUCAUAUCUCAAGACGAAAAAGUUUUCAAUUGCAGUUUAUUGGUUACACAUACAUAUACCAGCAACAUCCAUCACUCUUGCACAGUGCAGUACAGCUUAAUGCUGCUUUCACGCACUUGCAGUUUGCUCACAACCUUUUGUGCAGCCACAUCGCAGUAGUUCUCUGCACACUGUGCUGGCCUGUGGGAGGCUGCUCCAAAUGACUUCCCAUGUUCCUCUAUCAGUUCUUGUCCAACCCCAUCCUUCUGGUCGUGGUAUGUCAACCACUGGUCUAAGAACCUGGCUCCAAAAAUGCCCAGCCUGGUAAGCUACUCUUCUCACGUGGUGUAGAAGGGCAUAUUGUGUUGGUGAAAUGUUGUUCACAUCUCUUCCUUUGUGUGCAAAGAGAUCCACUCUUGCCUCGUUCACAUGACACUUCAAGCUGGUUUUGUCAUUUGUAGAACAAAAGCUCUCUCUACAGUGUCCAUAGACCUAUCGACAUCUGUCAGUUGUGGCUGGUUCAUUAGUGCAGCAAACUCAUUAGUGACCUCAUGGUACAUAUUCCAUAUGCCCCACGCUUCUUUCUUUCCCCUUUCGGCGAUGCAGGAGACAGUGUCAAAUCCUGUCAAGGCAAAGUGACAUGGGAAGUGCGAGACUUUUGUCUGGUCUAAUUGCUAAAGCGAUGUCAUGUGCCGGAAUCAGUCAGAAGCGUUUGCCUGUUCCAAAGGCCAUCCACAAAGCAGUAAGUAGCAUUCUUAGCUGUACAGCAAGCACAACAGCAUCACUGUCCACUGUACGGAUGAGAAUCUUGUACUGUUUAGCUGCAUCAGCGACAUGGACCAUAAUUCGGCUGUCUGCUUCCUCGUGUGUGCAAGGCGCUAGUCCUUCUGUUGUUCUAGGCAGUUGACAGACAACAUCCUCGUGCAGUGUGCUAAUGACUUGCUUGUCGGUUUGGAUAGUGUUGGCUUCUGUGCUGAGAAACACGAAUGGUUCUUUCUUAUUGUCAGCAAGUUUCAAGUAGUCUCCCAAAAAGUAUCCCAGUUUUUUUAGAUUGGAUUGUUUGGCUGUACUCGACGGCGCCCUCCUUUACCUCUCUUAGCUCGUGUUUGUUCUUUCAAAGAGUUUGACCUAUAUUCAUCCCAAACAAUAUCUAUUCGUUGGCACUUGGUAUGGUAGAAAGACAUCCUGAGAAUACUCUUUGAAAGUCUUUGUUGAACCUGGCUUCAACAUGUGAACUAUUGCUGGCCCAUCUAUCACUACAACCUUUGUACCUGUAUUUAUCUCAUCUUGCUUCAGCAAAACAUCUUCCAGGCAUUAAACUAUGUCAGAUUUAGUGCCAAGCCUGAGUUUGCCCCUGUCUGAAAGGGAUGGUGGGCAUACCUGAUCCUUUUAUUAUUAUCAUUAUUAUUAUUAUUAUUAUUUAUUGGGUCGUCUAUAGAUUUUGACCUUCCUACAAGACGCUCUUUCACAAAUGCAGUGUAUUGUUCACAUCCAAGCCUUUCAAGCAUGUCAGGUGUCUUCUGUGCAUCAUCAAAUGAAACUUCAAAGUCAUUGAUGAGACGUGCCAUCUCAGGUCCACUGACCAUCCAUCUCUGGAGAGUAGCUCGAUUCUCAGUCACCCCAACAGCUCCACCAUCAUCUUUUACCACAGCAUGAUUCUGCUCAUGUGCUUGAUCAAUAGCAAUUCUUGAGUAAGCAUGAGUUGUCUUGUUCACUUUGAACUGUCCAUUCAAGAACUGAGCAUAGAUAUUUGGGUGCAGCUUUUACGGAGGUGGACUAAUAUCCAUCGUGCAUAGUGGUAGUGAUCAAGAGAGAAAACAAGCUUGGUCAGAGAAUCGACAUACAGAUGGAAGUUGCCAGUACGAAUAGAUCGCACAAACACAAGCAUGGUGAGUUGUAGUUCAAGGACCAUGAACCAGAACUUGAACGUCGGAUGACACUCCUGUUGCACAAUACACCAGACUUCAAGGCACUGUAUCUUCAUUCUAAUAUGCUGAGAUGGUUAAAAUGUGUGCUAAAGUUCGUGCUUUUACCACAAUGUGCAAGAUUUACUGUGUUAAAAGGUCACUUGUCACAGUGAAAUACCUUGAACAACUGAUUCAAGGUUUUGUUGAUCUCACCCUGUGACAUUAUUUCAAUAACAAAAGAUUUCACUAUCACACAAUUGCUUGAGGUUCAAAAUUUAUCAAACAACCCUCAUACACGCACACGCACACACGCGCACACACACACACGCACACACACACACACACACACACACACAUACACACAUGCAUCCGUUAACAUCACCAGUGUGGGGUAAAUGUACUCGCCCAUCUUACAGAGUGUGGUUGGCAAGUAUAUGUACAAGUAGGAGGCAAUGUUUGUUACAGUAGAGUAGAUAUUGUUAUGCUGGAGUAGAGAAGCCUGUUAUGUACACACAAGGCACGAAUGCAGUUCACCAUGGAGGAAGAAACCAAUCGACAGCCCACCUUCCUUGAUGUACUCGUACAGAAAGAUAGUAACGACAAACUCCAGACCACUGUGUAUCGGAAACCUACCCACACAGAUCAAUACAUACACUAUGCCUCCAACCAUCCACCUCAAGUCAAGAAAGGAAUUGUUUCAACCCCAGCAAGACGAGCUCAAAACAUCUGUUCCACGAAGCAACAUCUAACUACUGAACUAAACCAGCUCAAACAAGUAUUUACACAGUAUAACCUCUAUCCUGAGCAACUAGUACAACAGACGAUACAGAACAUCACCAAGAAAUCUCGGAAAUCCCCCUGUCAACAGUCUGCGCCCUUUGUAAUCAGCCUCCCUUACUUUGGAACAGUAAGCCACAAAAUCCAGAGACUCUUAAAGAAACAGGCCAACAUUGAUGUAAUUUUCAAGAGAGGUCAUACCAUUCAGAACAAUUAAAGCCACAUGGAAACCAUCAUCGAGCCACAAGCUAGAACCACCAGGAGCAGUGUACCACAUUCCAUGCAACUGUGGACAAGCUUACAUAGGAGAAACAUCUAGGCCCCUCAAAACCCGAAUAAAAGAACAUCAAAGUUCAGUCUCCAAAUAUGACUCUAAAUCAGCUCUACCAGACCACAUCCGUGACAACCCAAGCCACAGCAUUCAGUGGGAGAGAGUCACAGCCCUCAACACCAACCUCAAAGACAAAAAUAUAUAUACCGUGUAAUAUACAAUGACAGAAAUAUAUAAUAUGUGUAGCAUACACUGAACGAAUAUAUAAAUGUAAUGAAUAAGUUCAAUGAGAGAGUUGACAUGAUCCACACAUAUACUACAUUGUAUAUGUACGAGGGCUGGCUGAAAAGUUCUAAGCCUAAGUGGGAUAUCUCAAUCGGAUUGAAACAAACUUUUACCACCAACAAGUACAAUCAUUUAAUGAAUCAUAGACAUAAGAA